UCAACAAGCUUCUCUACCGCCCCUAUACUGCUACUGGCCUUCUCCGCUUGUGAAGCGAGCACAGGCCUUGCACUCUUGGUAGCCACAGCCCGGACCCACGGCACUGACCGUUUGCAAAACCUUAAUCUGCUACAAUGCUAAAGGUGCUAAUUCCCACAAUCAUAAUAUUCCCAACGAUCUGACUGACCUCCCCCAAAUGAUUAUGAACAGCCACAACUACUCACGGUCUUUCAAUUGCCCUUAUUAGUCUCACAUGACUUAAAUGAACAUCAGAAACCGGGUGAACUAUGUCCAACACAUAUUUAGCCACAGACCCCCUCUCUACACCCCUUCUAGUCUUGACAUGCUGACUUCUACCCUUAAUAAUUCUAGCCAGCCAAAAUCACAUCAACCUUGAGCCAGUCAGCCGGCAGCGUCUAUAUAUUACACUUUUAACCUCACUCCAAACUUUCCUAAUCAUGGCUUUCGGCGCCACAGAAAUCAUCAUGUUCUAUAUUAUAUUUGAAGCCACGCUGAUCCCGACCCUUAUUAUUAUUACCCGGUGAGGAAAUCAGACUGAACGCCUCAGCGCAGGUACCUACUUUCUGUUUUACACCCUCGCGGGGUCCCUCCCACUUUUGGUGGCCCUACUUCUACUACAACAGUCUACGGGGACUCUGUCUCUAUUAGUUAUCCAAUAUACCCAGCCAUUGUUACUAAACUCCUGGGGCCAUAAGAUCUGAUGAGCGGGUUGCUUAAUCGCCUUUUUAGUGAAAAUACCCCUGUACGGGGUGCACCUAUGACUACCAAAGGCGCACGUAGAAGCCCCCGUUGCAGGGUCUAUAGUACUAGCAGCAAUUCUGCUAAAACUGGGCGGGUACGGGAUAAUGCGAAUAAUAAUUAUAUUAAACCCACUCUCUAAAGAACUAAUUUAUCCAUUUAUUAUUCUAGCACUCUGGGGCAUCAUCAUGACCGGCUCUAUUUGCCUACGACAAACCGACCUCAAGUCACUAAUCGCCUAUUCCUCUGUUAGCCAUAUAGGGCUUGUAGCGGGGGGCAUUCUAAUUCAAACCCCCUGAGGGUUUUCAGGAGCAAUCAUUCUAAUGAUUGCCCACGGAUUAGUCUCCUCUAUACUAUUCUGUCUAGCUAAUACAGCUUAUGAACGGACCCAUAGUCGAACUAUAGUCCUUGCUCGAGGAUUACAAGUAGUCUUCCCACUGACGGCAGUAUGAUGAUUUAUUGCGAACUUGGCCAACUUAGCAUUACCCCCACUUCCUAAUCUAAUAGGAGAACUUAUAAUUAUUACAACUCUAUUUAACUGGUCCCCCUGAACCAUUGCACUCACCGGGCUGGGAACAUUAAUUACCGCGGCCUACUCCCUCUAUAUGUUCUUGAUAUCGCAACGCGGGCCAGCACCAAACCAUAUCAUAAACCUCGCACCAUUCCACACCCGAGAACAUCUAUUGAUAGCCCUUCACCUUAUCCCAGUAAUUCUCCUUGUAGCAAAGCCAGAACUCAUGUGAGGGUGAUGUUACU
Molecule: messenger RNA, 1515 nt
Organism: Rhinichthys klamathensis goyatoka
Lineage: Eukaryota; Metazoa; Chordata; Actinopteri; Cypriniformes; Leuciscidae
Product: NADH-ubiquinone oxidoreductase chain 4-like
Exons: 1
Biological process (GO): aerobic respiration; ATP synthesis coupled electron transport; electron transport coupled proton transport
Molecular function (GO): NADH dehydrogenase (ubiquinone) activity; ubiquinone binding
Source: RefSeq, a predicted model, not a curated record